Encephalitozoon cuniculi GB-M1 is the source of this 522-nucleotide messenger RNA. RefSeq names its product 40S ribosomal protein S8. The coding region runs from base 1 to 522 and encodes 173 amino acids. NCBI's taxonomy places the organism in Eukaryota, Fungi, Microsporidia, Unikaryonidae. Gene Ontology annotation, molecular function: structural constituent of ribosome. The transcript has 2 exons. Gene Ontology annotation, cellular component: cytosolic small ribosomal subunit; ribosome. The record is from RefSeq and is marked provisional. Gene Ontology annotation, biological process: translation; maturation of SSU-rRNA from tricistronic rRNA transcript (SSU-rRNA, 5.8S rRNA, LSU-rRNA).
AUGGGAAUAAACCACAGAGGAGACCACAAGCGCAGAAAGACAGGGGCCAAGGCAGUCAUCAGCCGUAAGAAGCGGAACAACAGGGCCGGGUCUCAGCCAAGUUCAACGAAGAUAGGAGAGAGAAAGGUCACGCCUGUCAGGGUGCGGGGCGGAAACAGGAAAUAUAAGGCCUUGAGGCUGGACAUGGGGCACUUCAAGUUUAUUACCACAGGGAAGUUCAGGAUGGCAAAGCUUCUGCAGGUUGUGUACCAUCCUAGCUCCAAUGAGCUUGUCCGCACCAACACACUAACGAAAAGCUCGGUCGUCAAGAUUUCGGCAGAGCCAUUUAAGAAUGACAUCAAGGAUGUAGCAAGGGAUGUCGAUCCCAGCCUACAUGAGAGUUUUGAGAAGGGACAUUUAUAUGCAAUCAUCACCUCCAGACCUGGACAGGUUGGAAUGGCACAAGGGCACGUUUUGCAGGGGGACGAGCUGAAGUUUUAUGCCGAUAAAUUUAACAAGAAGUCCAAGGAAGUUCGGAAAUAA